Molecule: messenger RNA, 2108 nt
Organism: Myxocyprinus asiaticus (Chinese sucker)
Lineage: Eukaryota; Metazoa; Chordata; Actinopteri; Cypriniformes; Catostomidae
Gene: pxdc1b
Product: PX domain containing 1b
Exons: 5
Coding region: 636-1337 (233 amino acids)
Molecular function (GO): phosphatidylinositol binding
Source: RefSeq, a predicted model, not a curated record
UCAACUUCUGCCAAUAGAAAGAAACGUUGACAUUUUUUUUUUUUUUAAAUCUGAGUAACAAAACUCUCGGCCUGUUUUCUGCGCCAGUUAUUCACUCUGCACAGCUGAUGGACUUUAUCUGGUGAUUAACAGCAUCUAAUGGGAUUAAAGAGACUCGAGGCGUCUAAAAACACGGUCAAUAGUUCAAACGUCCGCCAAGUGCAUUUUUACAAAUGACAAAUGAAAACCGCGCCGGCGGAUGCAAAAACGUUUUUUGUGUGAACGGUCCCUUAGACAUUUGAGAAAACGACACAAGUUUUUUGGCGCAUAGUUGAGCUUAAUUCUGGAUAAAAAAAUAAAAAUAAAAAAAUACUUGUGGAGUUGUUGUUUGGAGAUGUGCGAUUGCCUCUUCGUCUGCCACGUUUGAAGACGCAAACAAGGCGAAACUGUCAAGUUCCUCUAAACAAAGGCAUCAUAGAUUACAACACAUGAUUGUUUAUGAUUAGUAUGAUGUUUUAUGAACCUUUGCACGAAUGCAUUUUUCUUUAAACUAGACCAUGAGUCAUCUUGAGUGACUUUCACUGCUUUAAUGCUAUUGAACUUAAGCAGAAGGAUAAAAACACUCCUUACAGAAUGCUGGACUAAGGGUACGGAAGAUGGCAUCUGCGAUUUUUGAGGGCACAUCCCUGGUCAACAUGUUCGUGAAGGAUUGCUGGGUUAACGGGAUCCGCAGACUCAUUAUAAGGGGAGAGGAAGAGGAGUUCUUUGAGAUAAGGACCGAAUGGUCGGACAGAAAUAUUCUAUACCUGCACAGAAGCUAUUCGGACUUGGGAAGACUUUUAAAAAGACUUGUAGAGUGUUUCCCGGAAGAUAGAAGUGAUUUAUCCAAGUCUCCUCUGAUAGAAGGACUUGUGAAGGUUAAAGAGGCGAGAGACAUUGAGACUAAGCUAAAUGAAGUGGAGAGACUAUUGAAGAAUGCCAUCAACAUGCCAUGGAAGUUUUCUAGGUCAGAGGUUGUCUUAACAUUCUUUGAACGUUCACCGCUAGAUCAAAUCCUGAAGAAUGAUAAUGUCCACAAGAUUCUGCCAUGCUUUCAGAGUCCAGUUAAGAUUUCAGAGAUCAUGAGGUCUAAUGGCUUUUGCCUGGCAAACACAGAGACCAUUGUGUUUGAUGAGAGCGUUCCACUGGACAAAGAGCGACCUUCCUCCACUGACUCAGCCCAGCACUCGUAUGAUGAAGAUGGAAGAGAAUCCCUGGAUCCUGUGGAUCAAGAUCUGAGUGAUGACGACCCAGAGGCUUACGUCACUAACCUUUCCUACUACCACCUGGUUCCCUUUGAAACAGAUAUCCUGGAGUGAUGCGUACAGUUCUGCAUGGGCAGAAACUUACUGGGGCGUACUGCACCCCACCUCCCCUACAGCGAUGGGAAUGCUCUGCAGUUUAGAUGAUUCUGCUGCUCAGUAGUGUUUCUGAUGGCAGUAAGAGAAGGAUAUUUUUAAAAUGCAUAGAUUACCACUUACUUAAUGAAGCAACUCACUGCAGUCUGUGUUGAUCAGAUUUGCUAGUCUGAGCCCACAAUAACACUCACCUAUGUGCCUCAUUCUUCAACUUAAAAUCAAGCUGCAGACAAGACACCAUAAAAGGAACAAACAUAAGGAUUAGGAAGAAUUCUGCUAUUUCUGGAGUACAGAUUUGUGGAGGGCUGGAUCACUGGCUUUUUAUUUAAAGUCCGGGCUGCAUUGACCUUUUUAGGAGUUGUGAUUCAUUUGACCUGUUUUUCCAAGGCUUGAUUGCCAGAAAACCUGCCCGAAUUUUAUUCUCCAGAAAGAGUCUAUGCUGUGAGACGCUUUCUGACAAUCCUGUGACUUUGGUUAUGUUCUCUUUGUAAAUGCAGAAGAAGAUCAGCAUAAGAAUUUAUAAAUAUGGAAGACACAAUUGUAAUGGAACUCAUUGGAACUUACAGACUGGAUUAAAAUAGCCAAAUACUUGGUAUUUUCUUGACAAAAAAAAAAUCAGCCCUGCUGUUAUGGCAGACUGGUUCUAUUGAACUGGCUUCCUUAGUGAACUUUCACACACUCCUCCCAAAUUUGUCCUUUAGUUACAUAUUGUAUAAUAAAAGGUUAAUUUCA